AUGAUACGGCACAAUAUUGCGAUAGCUUUCCUUGUCACUCUUGGCUAUGGAGCUGAGGUCAACAAUACCAACCUAGAGCCAUUGCAGUUUAAGAAGAAUGGCACUUUUCAGAUUGCUAUCUUUUCAGACAUGCAUUUUGGACAAUAUGAAUCAACCAUGGGCCCAGAACAAGAUCGCAACUCUGUCGAAGUAAUUCGCAAGGUGCUCGACUAUGAUACACCAGAUCUUGUAGUUCUCAACGGCGAUCUCAUUAAUGGUGACUCCACCUACGCCCAUAACAGCACACAUUAUAUUGACCAGAUUGUCGAACCUAUGGUUAAUCGCAGUCUCACUUGGGCGUCUACCUACGGCAACCAUGACCACAACUAUAACAUUGCCGGCGACGAUAUUCUAGACCGCGAGCAGAUGUGGCCUGGCUCGCGCACUCAAAAAAUGGUCAACGAAACAAUGUCCGGCACAACCAACUACUAUCUCGCUGUCUACCCGGCGAACUGUAUCGACACCACCGAUUGCAGCCCUCGACUUCUCCUGUGGUUCUUCGACAGCCGCGGCGGUAACUAUUAUCAAGGUAAUUCGCAGCAGAACUGGGUUGACCAGAGUGUCGUAGACUGGUUCAAUAAGACCAGUACGGAAUUAACCAAUAAGCAUAACAAGACCAUCCCAUCGCUCACUUUUGUCCACGUACCUAUUAACGCGAGUAUCGCAUUCCGGGAACAGGUUGGAGUUCGCAAAAACUACCAGCCAGGUAUCAACGACGAUCCUCCGGUCCCGCAACAAGGUUACGGCUGGUGUGCGAAUGGAACUCCUACCUAUGAUUGCUCGUACGGCGGCCAGGAUGUACCUUUCAUGGAGGCUUUAGUCACGAUACCAAGAAUCAUCGGUUUGUUCUACGGCCACGACCAUGGUAACACUUGGUGCUACCGCUGGAAUAGGAAAUUGGAUGGAAUGGCGAUUGAAGGCAACGGCAUCCACCUCUGCUAUGGACAGCAUUCGGGUUACGGAGGUUAUGGUGACUGGAUUCGCGGUGCACGAGAGAUUAUUGUGACAGAAGAUAAGCUGGACAAUAAUGAGGUCGAUACCCAUAUUCGCCUCGAAUCUGGCGACGUCGUGGGAGCUGUGACGCUGAACUCAUCCUUCAACGAAGACUACUACACUGCAACACCGAAUACGAUGACCUACAUGUCGAAGGGAGAGAGAAGUGGGUUCUUGUGUAUUUUAUUAGGCUCUGAACUUAUUAUGGCAGCGGCGAUUGCCUGGCUGAGACUCUGA
Molecule: messenger RNA, 1269 nt
Organism: Fusarium odoratissimum NRRL 54006
Lineage: Eukaryota; Fungi; Ascomycota; Sordariomycetes; Hypocreales; Nectriaceae
Exons: 2
Coding region: 1-1269 (422 amino acids)
Cellular component (GO): cytoplasm
Molecular function (GO): hydrolase activity, acting on ester bonds
Source: RefSeq, a predicted model, not a curated record